Messenger RNA from Monopterus albus (swamp eel), 2147 nucleotides. It is a transcript of the gene rab12, whose product is annotated as RAB12, member RAS oncogene family. The transcript has 6 exons. The coding region runs from base 206 to 934 and encodes 242 amino acids. Gene Ontology annotation, biological process: Rab protein signal transduction. Gene Ontology annotation, molecular function: GTP binding; GTPase activity. NCBI's taxonomy places the organism in Eukaryota, Metazoa, Chordata, Actinopteri, Synbranchiformes, Synbranchidae. The record is from RefSeq and is a predicted model, not a curated record.
UUGCGGCGGAAGCGGAAAUGGGCUAUAGCGUGGUAAUGACGUCACGACGUCUCCGGAGUCUAAUGGCUGAACAACAAAAGCUGUCGGCAAGCGAGAAACUUUCACAAACUUCUGUAGAGACAAAAGGAAGUUCGAAUUUUUUUGUUUCAGUUGUAUAACAGUUUAGGCGUGGUGGUUUUGUGCAGUCACAAAUGUGGAAUUGAUAAUGGAUCCGAGAUAUGACAUACCGCGGAGGGCCGCAGGUGGUGGCGGGGGCUCCGCGAACUGUUCCCCCGCUCUGGGGGCUCAGUCGCGCCGCAGGAAGAUGCCUCCCAGACCCGCUGAUUUUAAACUUCAAAUUAUCAUUAUUGGCUCUCGUGGUGUUGGCAAAACCAGCCUCAUGGAGAGAUAUACAGACGAUACUUUCUGCGAAGCUUGCAAGUCCACAGUAGGAGUUGACUUCAAAAUAAAAACAGUUGAGCUGAGAGGGAAGAAGAUCAGACUACAGAUAUGGGACACUGCUGGCCAGGAGAGGUUCAACAGCAUCACAUCAGCCUACUACAGAGGUGCCAAGGGAAUAGUGAUAGUGUACGAUAUCACGAAGCAGGAGACCUUUGAUGAUCUUCCCAAAUGGAUGAAGAUGAUAGAUAAGUACGCCUCAGAGGAAGCAGAGCUUCUCCUGGUUGGGAACAAGCUGGACUGUGAGAGUGAUCGUGUCAUCUCCAGACAGCAGGGAGAGAGGUUUUCCUCCCGAAUAAGUGGAAUGCGCUUCUGCGAAGCUAGUGCCAAGGAUAAUUUUAAUGUGGAUGAGAUCUUCCUGAAGCUGGUGGAUGACAUUCUCUGCAAGAUUCCUCUGGAAGUUCCCAACAAGGAGCUAUCGAACAGCGUCCUGUCUCUGCAGCCUGAACCAGAAGUGCCUCCAGAGUUGUCCCCUCCCCUCAUGCGCUGUUGCUGAGAGUCACAGUAGUCCCCCUGCAUAUAUUCGCAGCACACACACUCAGCUCAGAGUAGCAAUCUGGUCACCAGGGGGCAGCACACAGCAGCACAUUGGAAUUAUUGACUGCUGCUAAUAAGAUGCAUGGACUCUCCUAAACAAGUAUUAUUCCUUCUCCUGUUCGGUAACUGUACAGUAUGACAUGUACCACACUAACACUUGGUGAGUCACCCACUUCCUACCACCUUUCUGUCUACACUUGACCCAGACUACCUCAUUCCUCGGACUGUUAGACUAGCUGUGUCCCACAUGUGCCUUCGAGGUAGCAAACCCUCUGAUAGCAGCUGCACGUUUUCUAAGGAGGGGGACUAUUGAGGGCUUACAACUUUUUCUUUAGAAAAUUCUUCACGCAUACCGUACACUAAGUUUGACAUUCUGAGUUGCCUGACAGUCUAACUCAGCAUUUUCUGCUCACAGAGAUGGAAUAAUAUCUCGCGUCUUUUCAGCUUCAUUUGAAUUCUGGGUCUAAGUUCAGUAGUUUUAUAUUCUUAUUGAUGGAUAUUAUUAUCAAGAAAUGAGUUGAGCUAAACAAAAGCAUGACUUCAUUUCAGUUUGUAUUCCUUUCCCUUAAAGUAUUAAAUUGGCUGGAAAGGCUUGUUUCAUGUUUGAGUAAAUUGUUUUGCACUUCAGUUCAUCUUUAACCUAGUUAGACAUGUGGAAAAUGAAAAGCACACAACUUGUAGUUUAGCACUACUGAAGAUAAUUGGCUGCCCUGAACUCUCUAACACUUUGUCUGGGAUGGAGGUGAAAGGAGAGGUGGGUAAUGUAGUUUUUGAGGGACUGGUGUUUUCACAAGGGCAAUGUCCAUGUGUUAGCGUGUUUUCAGAAGGAGCAGAGACCUUAAGAAGUAGGACAAACACACACAGUGUUAGCCGUUGCUUUAUUACUAAUAUUUCUAAGUGUUUAGUUGUGAUGUUUUUCCUCUGAAUUCAGACACAGCUUAGAGAACCUCCCUUUGUUGGGGGCCCGGGGGUAUAGGAAGGUGUAGUAUUUUGUUCGUCUUGUCAGGCUUUUGUUGCAGACUUGCUUCGUAACAAAUUAAUAAAGAUAUAUCUACGUAAAAAUCCUUGAAGGGGAUGUUUGUGUUUUAUAGAGCGGGUCAGCAGUUUCAAAUUUCUGAUUUGGUAGUUUUUUAUGAACCAGUAUGGGGAUAGCCCAUUACUUGCACUUGCAC